ACCAAAAUGAGCGACCACUCUAUUACACGAAUCUUCUAAUUCUCAAAUAGAACACUCUCUUUCACAUAUUAGCAAUAUUUCUAAGGUAGAAAAACAAGAACUUAUAAAGCAUAAUAUCAAAAGAGCAAUGUUUUUAUUACAUUAAUUCGAACGAAACGCCCAAUUUUCGUACAUAUUCUCGAUAUAUCUGAAAUAGGAAGAUAACAUUUCCAAUCACCACUGACACCUUUCUCACAAACUCACCGUAAAAUCAGAUCAUAGCCAGACACCUGUACUUUCACACGUUUCAAUGUAAUUUCCAUGAUUCCUUAGAGCAUCGGUUGUCCGAUCUUGCUAGUGCUUUUACGCGUUGUGGAGAUUCAGUUUUCGUCCUAUUCUUUGCCACAGAAUUCGUCCACGACGAUGUUUGUGUGAAUUCACCUGCGUGCCGCGAAUGUGGCACGCGCGUUAACACUGUUCGUCUCGGUUCGCCGCGACCCUAGCUAUGGGAUAAUCGCUAAGUAGGUAAGCGAGCAUCGAGGAUGCGUCGUUGUCGCAUUAGAGAUGCGUUAACCUCGAUCGGGUGUACACUAGUAUUGCCGCGAGAUCAGUACGGUGACUCAUACCGUUCGAUCGAAUUGUUUUUCAUAAUUCUCUCAAAAUUUCAAGUUCAACCCACGUCACGUGCAGUCCGCUCGGUUGGUCUGAAGCAUCGUGACCGUUUUUUAUCGAUUUAAGCGUUUCGCUGCUCUUUCUAAAUUUUUACGCUUUAGAAAUAACGAACUUCUAAAUCUGCAGACUUGGAAAAAACAUGUUGAACCAGAUUUUGUCAAGAGAAUCCACAUUGUCCCUUAUUUCUUUAGGUGGAAAUUUAAGUCAGAUUUUUAUGAAUAUUCAUUUUUAUGAAUCAACCUCUGUGGAAACUUGCAAGUCCAAAAUAGGCAAUUAAUGGAAUGAAAAUUGUAUUCAGGUAUGAUAGCGGUUUAGAAUAAGAGAGUGAAGAUCGUGAGUUUACUGGGUUCCAAUAAAUCUCCACCGUCUACAGGCGUUUGUUUUCCUCGCUGCGGACACGCCCAGCUGGCCGCGGAAAAAGAGGAAGUCUGAGUGAAGGUGAGGAAUUGCAGUCUAGUGCAACAGACGAAAAAGGUACAAAGCGAGGUCUCGUUCUUGACGAGACGACCGUAAUUUGCUCUCGUUGUUACGUGAUUCGUUGCACUGUCUACAUCUCAGGAUUACACACCGAAAAACAAUCUUCCAGACCCUGUUCCAUAAUUACAACCUGUCUAACGAAACUCUAAUUCAUCAUUCACGGUGAAACGAUCCAAAUAAUUUCCAUCGCUCUAUUACUACAUAUGUUAUCCUAACAUAUUGCGUAUUGUGCAUAUUACUGAAAACCGCGUCAAACAGGAUUAUCAAUUUAUUAAUAGACAAUGACCAUUUAUGCAAAUUCAUAUGCUUCGUGCGAUUCAUAGAUUAAAUACGCGUAUUUAUCAAAGAAAACCUGAUCAAUAAUUCCAAUCAAACGAUUCAAGGAAAUUCUCGUGUAACGGCCGCACAAAUCGCUUUAAUAUCAUUCGAUUCACUAUAGACCGAAUCUGGACCGGGAUCUCGCAAGAUACGGAGACGAAGAAACGAUAGGUGGAAGGGACACGCGCGAGAGUUAAGGCCGCGGUUCGUCCACGACCUAAAACUACUUCCAACCAUCGUGAUGAGAGGUCAACAAGGUCACGGUGCCAGGCGCUUCUAUAAGAUACAUCCUUCUGUAUCUUAUCCCCCUCUCUUAUUCCUUUAGACAUCAGCGAAAUUUAAUGUCAGGUCGUUCCACCUUCUUCUAUCUUGAUCUCGAUGCUUGAGUGGGUCUGUGUGUCAGAGCGAAUCGUAUGCUCGCGGUGUGAGAGAAUCUUCGCGGGGAGCGAGUGGUACGCGAGGAAGGAGAUACAUAGAUAGAGUAAAGCGAGUGCGACUAGACGAAGCGACAAAGAGAACAACAGAGAAGGUUGGUUGUUUAGAGGCCGUUCCAGGGGAACCCUCAAGAUGCGCGGGGCAUUGUCAUGUGUACCAGUGGUACAGUCUUCGGGCUGUUGGCACAGCUCCUUACGUGGGAGACAACUCAGCACGGUUCGCGAGGGACUGCGGAUCGCUGGAUGGUAUAUAUUUGUCCGGGCGCAUGCUGCUUACCGCCAGUACCCUGUCUAGAUCCUGAAGACCGCGGAAGUGCGCUCAGUGAUCUCGUGAAUAUUCACGUUCUUGUGACACAACGCUCGUCCGUGUCCCUCGCCGAGGAUUAAACACUCGCGGAAGAUUAUUACCAGGAGAAUGAUGAAGAUGAUCGAUUUGUCCAAGUGUGUGUUCGUCUUGUUGGCGUGCUGUGUGGUCUGCUACGCGUCUUCGAUUGCUAAAGAGGAGGACAGUCUCGUGGACAGGAGCUUCAGAGCGAUGUACAGGGUAUACGAGGACUGCCAGCAUCGAAACAUAGCAGUCUCGCCUUGCUUGAAGAAGAAGGCGAUCGCGUUCUUCGAGAGGUUAGGCAGAAUGCAUACUCUUCCUCUGUCGGAGAACUUUGAAUUAAUCAGGAUCACGGACGAAACGCCGAAGAGUUCUGUGUCCGAAUUAGAAGCCACCCUUGGUAGAACUAUGUCCAGCAAAGAUGAGAUUCUGAACGAGAUUCUAUUCGACCGAGUGGCUUCGCUACUGAACAGCUUUAACGUUCAAAUUCGAUUGCCUAGAACCAGUCCUGGUGAAUUGAAACAAGGCAUGGAAGAGGGACGUGGUAAAAUGAAGAAGAUGAUGGGCAUGAUGAUGAUGGGAAUGGCCAUGAAACUCGCUGCGUUGAUUCCCAUUGCCCUUGGAGUGCUCUUCUUGUUAGCUGGAAAGGCUUUGAUCAUCAGCAAGAUCGCUCUUGUCUUGUCUCUCAUCAUUGGACUGAAGAAACUCUUCAGUCAGAAGCAGAGCCACGAUCACGGUGGUUGGCAGCAGGGUGGCGGAGGUUGGGACAGGAGUCUCAAGAAUGUUUUCGGCUCCACGGAGUCGUCGACGACGACGGAACUAACCCGCAACUACGCGCAGAAUCUGGCCUACUCGGCGCGACAUCAGCACUGAUCGCAGCAAACGGGGGGAAUAGCAGGCCUUCCGGUUUCGUUCGGCGUGCA
Bombus impatiens (common eastern bumble bee) is the source of this 3128-nucleotide messenger RNA. RefSeq lists its product as uncharacterized. Lineage: Eukaryota; Metazoa; Arthropoda; Insecta; Hymenoptera; Apidae. The record is from RefSeq and is a predicted model, not a curated record. The transcript has a single exon. The coding region runs from base 2296 to 3078 and encodes 260 amino acids.